GACGGCUUGACAUCAUAAUGGACGGAGCUCCAGUGUUGCCGUUUCUAGCCAACUGACUGCUGCCGUGUGUCGGAGGGGGGUCGGUUGAACCGGUCUACUUUUUUUUUUAAUUUUCUUUUUUUUUAAAUGUAAAUACUGGCGACUCUGUACAGUGUAUAGGUACGUUGUUAUUUUAGAAAACCCGAAACCAUUCGCGCAUGACCGACUGUCAUGCUAACUUAAGCUAGCCCCUUUUAGCUCGACUGGUCUCUCCGGAGCUCGGCUGCAAUCUGCAGGGUUAGCUCGCUCCGCUGACCCGCUCCGGCCGCCGCGGGGUGGGGGGAGGCUCGUUGCUAGCACGCUACUUCGACUCAUCAAUUGAAAUAUGUUUCUCCGACGACGGCGAGUCGCACACGUGUAGACAUUUGACGGUGACUGUAUAUAAUUCAUCACUGUAGGUGUGAAUGAGUGUAAACAAGCUGUCACCGGGGAACGAGCAGCCAUUGUCCUGCAGACUUGUACCGUAGUUCAGGUGGUUUCAAAGUGGGUUGGUUGUUUUUUUGAUUUCAUAUUUUGUAAGGAAUCCACUCUCAGGCGGCGUGUUUUAGUGACAAGUGUAGCUUCUUAUUACAGAUCAGAGACAGUGUUGUGUUUACCUCGCGCACACACCUGGAGGCGGAAAUACCCAGGAACACUGCACUCUUUUUUUUCCAGUUAGAAUUUCUGUUUUAACAUUUCCACACCACAUACACACAUACCAAACACACCCACAUCUCCUCCUCCCACACACCCGUCCAUCCACUCACUCCCCCCCCCCCCCCCCCCCCCCCCCCCCCCCCCCCCCCCCCCCCCCCACACACACACACACACACACACACACACACACACACACACAGAGCCAUGUCUCCAUCGAUACCCCUGCAAGAGAUGAUCCGGGCCAUCAGGUCGGCCCGGACCCAGUGCGAGGAGCGGGGCGUCAUCCAGAGGGAGUGUGCCGCCAUCCGGGCACAGUUCAGGCAGGUGGACAACGGCGGGGCGCGAUCACACAACCUGGCCAAGCUGCUCUACGUGCACAUGCUGGGCUACCCGGCUCACUUUGGUCAGAUGGAGUGCGUCCGGAUGAUCGCCAGCCCUCGCUACAGCGAGAAGCGCGUGGGAUAUCUGGGAGCCAUGAUGCUGCUGGAUGAGAAGCAGGACGCCAGCCUGCUCAUCACCAACUCCAUCAAGAAUGACCUGGCUCACAGCAACCAGUAUGUCCAGUCUCUGGCUCUUUGCACACUGGCCUGUAUGGGUUCAGCCGAGAUGUGCAGAGAUCUGGCACCAGAGAUCGACAGGCUGCUCCGAGCCUCCAACUCCUACAUCAAGAAGAAGGCGGCUUUGUGUGCUGUCCACAUUGUGAGAAAGGUCCACGACCUCGGGGAGCUCUUUGCCCCGGCCGCUCGGUCCCUCCUCGCUGAGAAGAACCACGGUGUGUUACAUGGUGCCGUGGUCCUCAUCACUCAGCUGUGUGAGCGCAACCCGGAAGCACUGGAGCGCUUCAGGAAGACGGUGCCCGAUCUGGUUCAGAUCAUGAAAGGUCUGGUGAUUUCCGGUUAUUCUCCAGAGCACGAUGUGGCAGGAAUCAGCGAUCCCUUCCUACAGGUACGCAUUUUGAGGUUGCUGAGAAUCCUGGGUCGCCACAAUGAAACGGCCAGUGACGCCAUGAACGACCUACUCGCUCAGGUGGCGACCAACACAGACAGCACUAAGACUGUGGGCAACGCUGUGCUGUAUGAGACUGUUCUCACUGUGCUCGACAUCAAGUCAGAGAGCGGCCUCCGGGUUCUGGCUGUGAACAUCCUGGGAAGAUUCCUCCUGAACAACGACAGGAACAUUCGGUACAUCGCCAUGACCUCUCUCCAGAGGAUCGUCGGGACCGAUCACAACGCAGUUCAGCGCCACCGGGGAACCAUAGUGGACUGCCUGAAAGACCAGGACGCCUCUGUCAAGCGCCGUGCGCUGGAGCUCUCCUUAGCUCUGGUGUCGGCCUCCAACAUCCGCACCAUGAUGAAGGAGCUGCUCCUCUUCCUCUCCUCCUGCCCCCCGGAGCUCAGAGCUCAAGCUGCCAGCGGCAUAUUCCAUGCGGCCGAAAGGUAUGCCCCCUCCCAGCGCUGGCACAUUGACACCAUCCUGCAUGUCCUCACCACGGCAGGGGGCGACGUGAGAGAUGAAACGGUCCCCAACCUGAUCCAGCUCAUCACCAACACGUCUGAGCUGCACUGUUACACCGUCCACAAGCUCUACAGGGCUCUGCUCACCGACAUCUCUCAGCCAUCCCUGGUGCAGGUGGCAUGCUGGUGUAUAGGAGAGUACGGAGACCUGCUGCUGAAGGGAGAAUGCCAGGAGACUGAGCCUUCGCAGGUCACCGAGGAUGACGCGCUGGACGCCUUGGAAACCGUUCUGCAGUCUCACAUGUCAUCGCCGGCAACCAGAGGCUUUGCUCUCACCGCCACCAUGAAACUGAGCACACGCAUCACUGAGAACGUGGAUCGGAUCAGGAGCAUUGUCAGCAUCUACGGCAGCUGUAUGGACGUGGAGCUCCAGCAGAGGGCAGUCGAAUACAAUGCUCUGUUCAGAAAGUAUGACCACAUGAGGGCAGCAGUGCUGGAGAGGAUGCCUGUCAUCGAAAAGAACUCCUCAGGUCACACCAACGGAGAGACAGCCGGGGACGCCGUGAAGGAGAUCCAGCCCGCCGCAGUUAAGCAGACGGGGCCACUGCUGCCGCAACAACCUGCUAACCAGGUGUGUGAUCUGUUGGACCUGCUGGGAGGCUCCGAGGAGCCUCUGCAGCCCAGCACAGCACUGGGCCUGCCCAACAGCACCAGCACCGCAGGAGGAGACCUGCUGGAUCUACUGGGAGGGUUAGAGCUGACGCCCCUGGCACCAGCUCCCACAGUGCCAGUGUAUGAGAAAGACGGUGUGUCUUUGACACUGAUUUGUGAGAAAACGUCGGACUCAGGCAUGACAGUCACGCUCACAGCCUCCAACUCCACCGACUCGGACAUCAGUGUCUUCACCCUGCAGGCUGCUGUACCCAAGAGUGUCCAGUUACACAUGAAGGCCCCCAGUGGGGACUUCCUCCCUGCACGAGGCGCAGCUAAGGUGACCCAGAUGGUGGCCCUCAACAACCCGAACAAGGUGAACCUGAAGAUGAGGAUCCGCAUAUCUUACAACACCAGCCAGGGAUCGGCCUAUCAGGACACAGUGCAGAUCGACUCCUUCCCCGGACUCUGACAGCAGUUAGUCAGUCCGACUGGACUCUGACAGCAGCCUGUGGAUGAGUCAGCAGGCGUCAGCCUCACCGACUUUUGCUGUAAAAAAAAACCUUGAUAGUACGGUCCAGGCUGCUGUUUGUCUAUUACCCAAUUUUCUUUCUUCUUUUUUUUCAUUUGGGCUGAAAAACACUGUUCUUUCACAGGAAGUCACAGCCUCGCGCACAGAGUCACGGUUCCUCCCUCUCCUGGAGCUGAAGUAUAAAUGCGAUUAUUGACACGAACUUUGGAAUAUGCAGGUGAAACACAGAAGUAUUUUUCAAGGCGAUUGUAGGUGACAACUAUCCAUUGAUAUAUAUAUCCGUUAAGUAUCAUCCAGUUGAUUAUAUUCAGUCCAUAAUAACAUACUGUAACGUGGCUUCUGUUGCGUCAGUAAACACCACUCGAUCAUUUCCACAUAUAACACUCCAUGUAUACUCCAACACACAGUGAGAUCUCAUCUUUCCUUUAUUUGUCUCAACCUCCUUCAGUUAAGUUGAGAAGCAGCUAAACACUAAUGAGCCACUGCGACUAAUAUGAACUUCUCUCAAUCCAAAACACUUGAUUCUAUUAGGAAACGCAGGGACGUGAAUUAUAAAUCUGAAGGGCGGAAGACUUUCAACACAGCCACGUGUCUCGAAUUCACCCGUCUCGUGUUCUUUCUACUUCUCCUGCCGCAGUUGGCUGAACAGCUCAGAGUAUCCACUUCCUAAUAAUUUCCCCUGUGCCUUCCAUCCCCUCAACAGAUGAGAUUUUCUAAAGAAAAAAAAGAAUAAUGUAAUUAUAUUUAAUUUUGAAGGCUAAGAAAUGGUUUUAAAUGUAAGGAUUGACAUCAAAUAAACACAUUUUUAUCAUUCCCUUACAAGCAACUCUUGCUUUUCCCUGACCGUUGUCUCCAUGUCAAUCAUUCACACAGGCUCAUUACCGAGUCGUUUUAUUAUUCUGGAGACUGACGUGAUACAAGAAGAUUAAUGGUCAUGAGGUAUAUCUUAGUGUUUAAGCACAAUUGCAAAUGUAUAUUGGAAAUCUCUAAUAUAAUACUUUGUUGUGAUAGGACGUAAAAAGUGGGCUGUCAAUCAAGAUGAAGAUGGUGUAUUACCUUAGUUAUUUGAAACCAUGUCUCAUAAUCACAGACCUCUGUAAUAACUCUGGAGACUGGCUGUAAGAAAAUGUGCUCCACAUGGAUUUCAGAUCACUAUCUGAACUGAAAUAGACAAAAGAUCAGGGGGGAGUAUUUUGUCAACUGUUUAUAUUGUCUUUGAAUCUUCAGUCUCAUGUCAUUUUAUAUUUUUUUUAAAGUUUUCAGAAUCCUCA
Scophthalmus maximus (turbot) is the source of this 4583-nucleotide messenger RNA. It is a transcript of the gene ap1g2, whose product is annotated as adaptor related protein complex 1 subunit gamma 2. Gene Ontology annotation, biological process: receptor-mediated endocytosis; intracellular protein transport; Golgi to vacuole transport. Gene Ontology annotation, molecular function: clathrin-cargo adaptor activity. The coding region runs from base 880 to 3252 and encodes 790 amino acids. The record is from RefSeq and is a predicted model, not a curated record. NCBI's taxonomy places the organism in Eukaryota, Metazoa, Chordata, Actinopteri, Pleuronectiformes, Scophthalmidae. The transcript is spliced from 21 exons. Gene Ontology annotation, cellular component: Golgi apparatus; membrane coat; AP-1 adaptor complex.